AUGCAGAAAGUGGUAUCCUCCGAUAAAGAGAUAGGAGAGAAGGAUGCAGAGAAUGAUAUUCCCCAAAAAAGAGAAGAAGAAGGAAUGAUAGUGAUAUCCCUCGAAGAAGAGGAGGAAGAGAAGGAUGCAGAGGUAUAUUUACACCCUCCUAACACAGACAAAGAUUACUACACACUCCUCGGCGUGAGCCGCGGCGCCACGCCCGAGGAAAUCAGGAAAGCGUACCGGCGGCUCGCCCUCCUCCACCACCCGGACAAGAACCCGGCCAGCGUGCGGGAAGCGACGGUCAAGUUACAGCGCAUCCAGGCCGCCGUGGAGACGCUCUGCGACCCCAAGAAGAAAAACGCGUACGACAGAGAGUGCCGCCAGCGAGAGAAUAAGAGGAAGAGGGACGACAGCUGCAGGAAGAGGGAGCACAAGAGAAGGAGGGAAGAAGGGCAGCACGAACGUAGCCAUUACAGAGAACGAGGGAAUAACAUGAGGAGAAGGAAGCAGGAAGAGGAGAUGCGGAAGAGGAAUCAGAAGAGGCAGCGACGGCAUGUCUACAGUUCUGAUGUGGACGAGGAAGAAGAUUUACAAGACGACGUUCAUGAGGAAGAGCACAGCGAAUGUACGGAAGAGAGUUCUGACGAAGAAGAGGAACGUGUGUAUGGGGCGUACGAACACGACCCAGAUUACGAAACGGAGACGGAUGAAGACUCCGCUUCCUGCAGUGACUACGAGUCCGAGGAAUCGUCCGAGCUGGAGACUCCGUCCGAGGAAGAGUCUGAGCCAGAGUCUUCCCAAGAGCAGGACUCCGAAUACGAACCCGAGUCCGAGGCAGCGAGCGAGUCAGACAUAGAGGACGAGAGCGACGCCUCCUCCGAGCAAGACGAGGAGGAAAAACAGGAAGAGGCGGAACUUGAGGAGGAACAGUCUGAAAGCAAAGAGGCUAAUGAAGAAGAGCGGCACCAACACAGGCAUGGAAAGAGGAAGACACAGGAGGAGGAUGAAGAAUUUAAGCAACGGGCAAAGAAAAUGAGAGGAGAGAGAGAAGAGUCCAAAAACGAAGAAAAUAAUGAAGGGCUGCACGGAGAGAGUCAUAACAAAAGAAAGAGAGAGAAAGAUGAUGAUGGGGAAGAAUGUACACAACGUGGAAAGAAAAUGAGGGGAGACAGAAAAGAAUGUGAACACGAAGAAAAUUAUGAAGAAUAGAGGCACGGGAAGAGACAUGGCAAAAGAAAGAGAGAAGAAGAGGAUGGACAAGAGUUUACACAACGCGGAGAGAAAACAAAAGAAUACAGAGAAGACUCGGAAGACGAAAAAAGGGAUGAAGAAUUGGAAGAGGAGGACAGUGAUGAAACAUAUGAAGAGAAAGAUCAGGAGGGCGAUAACGAAGAGGAAAAAAAGAAAAAAAAAGUCAGAACAUGAGGUGGAGGAAGAAGAAUCCGAAAUAGAAGAAGUAGAAUACGAAGAAGAGGAGAAAGACUCAUUAUGCGAAGAGGAGGAAGAACCACAGAGGGAGAAUGGGGAAUGAGAAGAGGAGGCAGAAGAGGCGUCAGACGCUGAGGCGAAGGCGACAACAAACUGCGAGAUAGAAGAAGAGGAGAAACAAACCAGAGCAGAGAGGAUGAAGGGACUGGAGCCGGUAAGAAGAGCAGGCGAGGCUGAGCAGAGACACGCGAGCAAGAAAGGCAACUACGAGCCAGAGUUAGACACGGAGGCCAAGAGCGACGCGUCCUUUAAAGACUAGGAUGAGAAACAGAGGAAGACGACAGUGACACGUCUCCCGCAGAGGAGGAGGAAGAGAGACACAUCCCUUGAAGAAGACAGGGAAGUGAAGUGUACAGAAAGUGAUAAUUAACCAGGAGAAAGGGGAAAGAGAUGAUUGCAAAGUGAAGAGCAAGAGAAAGAGAGGGAUGUAGAGAGUGAUAUCCCACGUAAAAGAGAAGCAAGAAAUGGAUGUAGAGACUAAUAUUUUUCGAAAAAAAAAAAUUAAGAGAAGGAUGCAGAGAGUGAUCCUUCUCGAAUAAGAGGAGGACGACAAAUGAUGCAGAGAGUGAUAUCAAUUCCAAGAGGAGCUGGAAAAUGCAGAGCUAUAUCCUCCGAAAAAGAGGAGAAAGAGAAGGAUGCAGAGUAGUAUCCUCCGAAAAAGAGGAGUAAGAGAAGGAUGCAUUGAGUGAUAUUCCCUGAAGAAGAGGAGGAGAAGAAGGAUGGAGAGGUUGUCAUCCUUCCAAGAAGAGGAGGAAGAGAAAGAUGCAGAGAAUGAUAUUCCCCGAAGAAGAGGAGGAGAAGAAGGAUGGAGAGAGUGUUAUCCCUCGAAGAAGAGGAGGAAGAGAAGGAUGCAGAGAGUGAUAUUCCCCAAAGAAGAGGAGGAGAAGGAUGAAGAGAGUGUUAUCCUUCCAAGAAGAAGAGGAAGAGAAAGAUGCAGAGAGUGAUAUCAUUGAAAGAGGAGAAGGAAAACAAGGAUGCAGACAGAUGAAAAGGAAGAGAAGUAUGCAGAGUGAAGAAGAAGAAGAAGAAAAAGAGAAGGAUGCAGAGUGAAGAAAAAGAGGAAGAGAAGGAUGCAUUGAAUGAUAUCCUUUGAAGAAGAGGAGGAAAAGAAAGAUGCGUACUGAUGGAGAGGAAGAGAAGGACUGAAGAAGAGGAGGAAGAAAAGGAUGCAGAGUGAAGAAGAAAAAUUGGAAGAGAAGGAUGCAGAGUGAAGAGGAGGAGGAAGAGAAAAAUGCAGAGUGUGAUAUCUUUUUGAGGAGGAGUAGAAGGAUGCAGAGUGAUAUUCUCCGAAAAAUAGGAGAAACAAGGAUGGUGAGAAUGAUAUUCUAGGAAUAAGAGAAGAAGAAGGAUGGAGAGAGUGAUAUCCCUCGAAGAAGAGGAGGAAGAGAAGGAUACAGAGUGUGAUAUCCUCCGAAAGAGAAGAGGAAGAGAAGGAUGCAGAGAAUGAUACUCUCCGAAGAAGAGAAGAAGAAAGAUGGAGAGAGUGAUAUCCCUCGAAGAAGAGGAGGAAGAGAAGGAUGCAGAGUGACGAAGAAGAGGAAGAGAAGGAUGCAGAAUGUGAUACCCAUUCGAAGAAGAGAAAAAAUAGAAGGAUGCAGAGUGAAGAAGAAGAGAAACAGAAGGAUGCAGAGAGUGAUAUCCUCCCAAAAAGAGAAUGAUAUUUCCCGAAGAAGAGGAAGAGAAGGAUGGAGAGAGUGAUAUCCCGCGAAGAAGAGGUGGAAGAGAAGGAUGCAGGGAGACGAAGAGGCUCUGAAAGAUACAGAGUGAUAUCCUUCGAAAAACAGGAGGAAGAGAAGUAUUGAGAGAGCGAAAUCCUCCGAAAAAAGAGGAGGAAGAGAAGGAUGCAAGGAAUGAUAUUCCCCGAAGAAGAGGAGGACAAGAAGGAUGGAGAGGGUGAUAUCCCUUGAAGAAGAGAAAGAAGAGAAGCCUGCAGAGAGUGAUAUUCCGCAAAGAGGAGGAAGAAGAAAAGGAAGCAGAGUGAAGAAGAAGAGGAAGAAAAAGAUGCAAAGAGUGAUAUCCUUCAAAGAAGAGGAGGAAGAGAAGGCUGAAGAGUGAUAGGAAGAGUGAAUAGGAAGAGAAGGAUGCAGAGUAAAGAUGAGGAAGAGAAGGAUGGAGAGAGUGAUAUCCUUCGAAAAAAGAAGAGGAAGACAAGGAUGAAGAGUGAAGAAGAGCAGGAAGAGAAGGAUGGUGAGAGAAGACGAGGAGAAAGAGAUGGAUGCAGAGAGUGAUAUCCUCCGAAAAGAGAAGAAGAUAAGAUGCAGAGUAAUACAUAAUCCGGAUAUGAAGAAGAGAAGGAGGACUCUCAAAAACAAAAAAAUGAUGAAGAAAUGCGACACGAGAAGCGACACGACAAAAGAAUGGGACAGGAAGAGGAUGAAGAAGGGUUUAGACAACGUCAAAAGUAAAUGAGAGGAGAAAGAGAGUAGAAAGAUAGAAAAAUAGAAAGACGAAGAGUAGGAAGACGAAUAGAAGGACGAACUUUAUGCCUAAGGACUCAAAGAAAAGCAAUGAAAAUUCUUUAAGUAUAGAAAAACAAAUUUCUGUUAACUGAAAUCAGUACUUAACCAAAUGGACAGGACUCAUUAAUGUACCACGGCAAAUAUUGAUGCUCACUGGAAAUUUUUCAUGGAUAGAUACUUAAGAGCAGUGCAAGAGUGCGUACCUAUGAAAAAUCGUCGUCCCACUCAAAACGUUAAGCCUAAGUGGUGGAACACUCAGACAGCUGAAUGCUUGCGCGCCAAGAGGGAUGCCCAUAACAAAUUAAAAUCCUUCAGUAAUAACGAGGAACGCAGUAGAUUCCUUGAGUUAAGACGUAAAGCAAAGAGGUUAAUCAAACACACCAAAAGGUUCACCGAGUUACAUGUUGUGAACCAGAGAAAAAUGUAACUCUAUUAAUUUUAUAGCUUUAUCAGGCAAUUGGGAGUGAUUACUUCAACUAUUGGACCAUUAAUUGACGAUAAUGGAGAUUACACCAACGACGAGGAGCAAAUUAGUAACAUU
Molecule: messenger RNA, 4473 nt
Organism: Scylla paramamosain (green mud crab)
Lineage: Eukaryota; Metazoa; Arthropoda; Malacostraca; Decapoda; Portunidae
Product: cilia- and flagella-associated protein 251-like
Exons: 2
Coding region: 1-1194 (397 amino acids)
Source: RefSeq, a predicted model, not a curated record